AUGGCCCGCAAGGCACGGCAGCGCAUCAGCUAUGUCCUACCGCUCGCAAACUCCGCCGGCGGACAUAGACUCGGCGUCAAUGGCUUAGCGGUAGAUCCGCAAUACGGAAUACUAUACUCCGGAGGCAGAGACGGCGUCAUAUGCGCCUGGGACCUCAACCUUGACCUUGCGAAAGACGACGACCCGUUCCACGACCGACAUGCGGCUUCUGAGGACCCGGCAGCGAAGCGGUCUUCUACCGUAUUCCGGCAGCAAGUCCAGGCGCAUACGCACUGGAUCAAUGAUAUCGCGUUGGUACAGAACAACGAGGCGUUGGUCUCAGCUUCAUCAGACGUUACAGUCAAGGUCUGGAGACCCGCCGCACAGGACGUCCUCCCUCCGCAGACCAUUGGCCUUCAUAGCGACUACGUCAAGUGCAUAGCUUCACCGGGUCCCCAUGCGAAUUGGGUCGCAUCAGGAGGACUGGACAGGAAGAUAUGUUUGUGGGAUCUCAAUGGACGUGGCAAGAAACUUGAGAUUGCGGUGGGCGAAGAUGAGAACACGGCCAAGGGAUCAGUCUAUGCGCUGGGCGUUACCGGGUCCAUAAUUGCAAGCGGCGGGCCGGAGAGUAUAGUCCGAGUCUGGGACUCGCGGUCUGGGAAGCGCGUCACGAAGUUUGUCGGGCACACGGACAACAUCCGGGAUGUGCUGAUCGCGCAGGAUGAAGACACGAUCAUGACCGCGUCGUCGGACCAGACGGUCAAAGUCUGGUCUAUGACAGCCGGCAGAUGCAUGUACACCCUGACCAUGCACAAUGAGAGCGUAUGGUCUCUAUACUCGGACCAUCCCCAGCUCUCCGUUUUUUACUCCAGUGACCGAUCGGGUUUAGUGGCCAAGACCGACGUCCGCAAUUGCAUUGAGAUGGACGAGGGACUAUCGGUCGCUGUUUCGCAAGAACACGGGGGAGUCAACAAAGUUAUCGCAGCCGGCGACUACAUCUGGACAGCUACUUCUAGCUCUAGCAUCAACCGCUGGAAGGAUGUCGAUACCGAGCUAGACAUACAGACGCAAGAAAGUUACAGGUGGCACCGUGCCAGCAUUGGAACUAUAAGAUCAAAGAUGUCCUCCCCGUCUGCGCCUCCGCCACAAUACCAGUCAUCUGGCAGUCAACCAAACGGCAUCGUCAAGAAACAGAUUCCUCGCAAUUGUAUACUGAGACUGUCAAAUGCAUCGCCUUUCCCGUUUCGGGAUGAAGAAACCUCGACAAACUAUACUCUCUCCACUGCGCGCAAGUCAUCGAACGCCUUUGCUGGACCAGACAUUGGCGCUGCCGUACCGUUCAACGAUUUGCCGGAUCAUUCCAUCGAAGGACAGAACGGUCUCAUCAAGCACGUGUUACUGAACGAUCGGAGAAGAGUGCUGACACUAGAUACGGCCGGGGAAGUCGAAUUGUGGGACCUCUUACAGUGUAUUCCGGUUAAAAAAUUUGGCAAGCGUCAUCUUGAGGAUGUUGCCCCCGAAGUCAAUACUACGGAGACCGUUGCGCACUGGUGUGCUGUAGACACACGCACUGGAAGUUUGACGUGCGUGCUGGAAGAGAAUUAUUGCUUUGAUGCUGAGAUGUAUGCUGAUGAGCUGCAACUGGAGGAGAAGAUUGAUUUCCGCGAAGAUCAGCGGAUAAAUCUCGGUAAAUGGAUACUGCGAUACCUCUUUUCAAAUCUGAUCGAUGAAGAGAUCAAGCGAGACGAGGCCUACAGGCAAAAACUUCUCCGCGAGGGAACUCAGGGUCUCUCACGCCCAGGCGCUCCGAAUAGUAUUCAGCUCCCCAACUCCAAUAUGAACGGUUGGCAAGAUCCAUGGUCAGGGCCAACGUCCGCUUCCACGCUACGACCGACCAACAGCUUCCAUCUGCCGCUGCAGACGCCAGGUCUUGCUAUCGGCCUCGCAACGCCCGCCAUCGCCCCUCUCGUGGGCCACAGUGGUCAACAUCCAGUUAUGCUGUCUCCAACCGCCGAGGAAGGGCCCUCGCUGGAACGGACGACAACACAACAAAGCCACUCGCGGGGAAACUCGUCCGAUCGGCCAGGCGACUACUUCUCCACCGCUCCUACAUCGCACCCUCAGCCGCCGACCACACCGGGCGUGACAAACGGCCACUCAGCGACUGUCGACGGGACAGACGCCGUACCUCAGUCACCAACAGACGGCGAAAAGGAAACUCCAGCCAAAGAAGGCGUCUUCGGCAAGUUCCGCAUGAACAUGCCCAAGAACAUGUCCUUCGGCAUGGGCACAAUGAAGAAGCUCGGCCGCACACAAACCGCCGAAGCAGCGAAGACCGUCGUUGUAGAGGAGAAAUCCGACACCGACUCGGCUUCGACAUCUUCCAAGACAGAGGAGCGGGUCAUCGAGGAUAACUUCUUCGGUACUGUCCAGCGUAUACGGCACGGCUACGAGGAUCAGCUACAGGCGGGCGCGCAGACCCUGGUAUCGGGUAUCACGCCGAGCUUGCCGAAUGAGACACCUGUGCUUAAGCCGCCGUUGGCGACGACGAUCUUGAUACAAGAGGAUAGGCCGGAGGCGGGCGGCGUGGCGGAUCUGUUCGAGGGCAAGGUGGGCACGUUGGGUUCGCAGGCUGAUUUGAUUGAAAAGGUGGCGCCCAUGUGGCUGGGUGACGUGGUACUGCGGAACCACAUCCCCCUGAAAGAGAUUGUUAAGGUCUCGUUUAUCCUAGAGCCAUUCCAGGGCCUAUUGCCGCCAAUCUCGACUGACGGUAAUAACCGAUUGAAUGCAAACCGCAUGCUACGGGCUCGGAAGAUCCUGGCAUAUAUCGCCGAGCGGAUAGAACCCCCGUCCGAAGAUCCAGAACCCAACCCGAUGAAGCCUGAAGAGUACCUCGAGCUUUACUGCCAGAAUCAUCUCAUAUCACCUACAACGACUCUCGCCGCAAUACGGACACAUAUAUGGCGAGGCGGCCAAGAUGUGGUGCUGUACUACAAAGCGAAUGGGCGGAAGGAGAUUCGGCAGCCUCCUGCGCAAGUCUUGGGUCCGCGGUAUUACCCUGUUCGGAGCAGCACGGAGUCGGAUAGAAGGAUGUCGGCCGGAUCGUCUACUAAAAGCCAGCGCGGCUGA
This is a messenger RNA of Coniosporium apollinis CBS 100218, 3108 nucleotides long. RefSeq lists its product as uncharacterized. NCBI's taxonomy places the organism in Eukaryota, Fungi, Ascomycota, Dothideomycetes. The record is from RefSeq and is a predicted model, not a curated record. Gene Ontology annotation, biological process: double-strand break repair via homologous recombination; protein deubiquitination. Gene Ontology annotation, molecular function: ubiquitin binding. The transcript has 8 exons. The coding region runs from base 1 to 3108 and encodes 1035 amino acids.